This is a messenger RNA of Caenorhabditis briggsae, 387 nucleotides long. Lineage: Eukaryota; Metazoa; Nematoda; Chromadorea; Rhabditida; Rhabditidae. The transcript is spliced from 2 exons. The coding region runs from base 1 to 387 and encodes 128 amino acids. The record is from RefSeq and is a predicted model, not a curated record.
AUGCUCAUCUUCAAACUCGCCAUCAUCUCAAUGCUUGGAGCCGUCGCCAUGGGGCUAUCGUGCCACUCCCUCGACCGCUACACCAACGUCGUUGAUGUCAAACACCAUCAGCGCUUCUGCUACAGUAUUUAUAAUCCGGCCGAGUCUUCAUCGGCACACGGCGGACAGUCCAUCCACCCAUCCCGUGCUGCAAAAAUGUGGCAUGUCACCAGCAACAAGGACUGCGAACUCCAGAAGAUGAACGCAUUCGGAGAGAAGUACAACGUCUACGUCUGCACUUGUUUUGCAAACAUGUGCAAUUAUCCGUUCAGCUAUUAUGAGUUCAAGGCCCGCAACUACACCAUCGCCCCGGACUACUACAACCUCGUCAAUGGAGCUCUCCUCUAA